AUGGCCAGAACCAAGCAAACUGCAUAUAGAGGAGUUGGGCAAAAGGCUCCAAGAAAGAGUAUUGCCAAUAAGAUUGCCAAGAAAUCUGCCAAGCAACCACAUAGUGGCGGUCUUAAAAAGGUUCACAGAUACAAACCAGGUACAGUUGCCUUGAGAGAAAUCAGAAAGUAUCAAAAAUCUACCGAGUUGCUCAUCAGAAAAUUACCAUUCCAAAGAUUAGUCAGAGAAAUUGCACAAGACUACAAAUCAGAUUUGAGGUUCCAAUCCAAUGCAGUCCUAGCCCUUCAAGAAGCUUCUGAAGCUUAUCUUGUCUCUCUCUUUGAGGAUACUAAUUUGUGUGCAAUUCACGCCAAGAGAGUUACCAUCAUGCAUAAGGAUAUGCAACUCGCUGCAAGAAUUAGAGGUGAAAAGCUAAAUAAAUAA
This is a messenger RNA of Naegleria gruberi, 423 nucleotides long. RefSeq names its product histone H3. The record is from RefSeq and is a predicted model, not a curated record. Bases 1 to 423 code for a protein of 140 amino acids. Gene Ontology annotation, cellular component: nucleosome. Lineage: Eukaryota; Heterolobosea; Eutetramitea; Acrasida; Naegleriidae. The transcript has 2 exons. Gene Ontology annotation, molecular function: protein heterodimerization activity; structural constituent of chromatin; DNA binding.